AUGUCGCGCCAGAUUCGCCGAAAACUCGUCACCGUAAGACGCAUCUCCAAUAUUUCCCCUAUCGCGGGAUCACGAUACAACGUCGUCACAGUGGACGGAUGGAAUGUGGUUGUCGGACGGAACGAAGGGUUCUAUGACGGUCAAUCAGUUCUAUACUUCGAAGUCGACAGCCUACUUCCGUGCAAUCAUAAUUUCUGGGAGUUUUGUGCUUUCUCUAACAACAAGUCCGGUUAUGUGGUCACGACCAUGAUCGUAUCCAAGCACAUAUCCCAGGGUCUCAUAUUCCACCUUGAUACAUUCACCGAGUUUUCAGAUCUGUAUACGCGAAUGAAGAACCGCCAUGGCAUGGAAACCACUGAAAUGAUGAUAAGAAACCGAUCUUUUGAGGACAUUCUUGGAGUCAAGAAAUGGGAGAAUACCAAAAAUGGAGGGACCACCCAUAGCCUCGAAACGCCGCCCAUAUUCUUCCCCCAACCAGGUUGCGAAAGAGCCCAGAAUUUGCCAACUCUUUUUAGGGAUCACGGAGAAGACGAAUAUCAGAUCACAGAAAAGCUAGACGGUAUCCCUAUGAGCGUCUAUGCGGUUAAGAAAGACUCGAAGUGGUAUUCAAUCUUGCCAUCUCCCAAUGAAGACUCGCAAUGCCAACAGAUCGGAUCAACUCGCAUCGGCAUAUGCAAUAGAACCCGAGAUCUAGUCGAAUCAUCAACCUCCUUAUUUUGGAACACUGCUAAGAAACAAGGCAUAACCGAGAAGAUUAGUCAAGUUGGACAUAACAUCGCAGUACAAGGCGAGCUCUGCGGUUUCGAUAUCAUGUCUAACACAAUCGGCUUUGAACCAGGAGAACACAUCUUCUUCGUAUUCGGCAUUUUCGAUAUCGACAACCAGGAAGACCUACGGCCGGAAACCGUAAAAGACAUAUGCGAUAGGCUUGGAUGGGAGCACGUGCCCAUAAUUUCGGACCGUAUCAAGCUAUCUGCAUUCGCCAAUGAUGUUCACGAUCUCCUCCUCAGAGCAGAAGGGACAGGGAUGAAGGGUCGGGCGAGAGAGGGGUUGGUUUUCAAAUCAAUUGAUGCUAGUUUUGCUUUCAAGGCCAUUUCAAAUCCGUGGCUUCUUGAAACAGGAAAGGAUUAA
Messenger RNA from Annulohypoxylon maeteangense, 1131 nucleotides. Its product is annotated as RNA ligase-domain-containing protein. The coding region runs from base 1 to 1131 and encodes 376 amino acids. The transcript has a single exon. The record is from RefSeq and is a predicted model, not a curated record. Lineage: Eukaryota; Fungi; Ascomycota; Sordariomycetes; Xylariales; Hypoxylaceae.